Messenger RNA from Exaiptasia diaphana, 3907 nucleotides. RefSeq names its product mitotic checkpoint serine/threonine-protein kinase BUB1. Gene Ontology annotation, molecular function: protein kinase activity; ATP binding. The transcript has 19 exons. Gene Ontology annotation, biological process: mitotic spindle assembly checkpoint signaling; meiotic sister chromatid cohesion, centromeric; protein phosphorylation. The record is from RefSeq and is a predicted model, not a curated record. Lineage: Eukaryota; Metazoa; Cnidaria; Anthozoa; Actiniaria; Aiptasiidae. The coding region runs from base 82 to 3651 and encodes 1189 amino acids.
UCGCAGUCUAACGUUCUAUUGUCGAUUUUGUUCGACUUUUUGUUUUUAGGUCAUCGGAAGCCUCUUUUAAAGAGACUCUGAAUGUCCACAAUGAGUGGUGUUGAUGAUGUAUGUAACAGGAGUGAUUGGGAGCUUAGCAAAGAAAAUAUUCAGCCGUUGAAGCGAGGAAGAAAAAUGGCGAACCUCAGUGCUGCUUUUGGCGAAAGCUCAAAUGAGUAUCAAUCAAGAAUGCAUCAAGAAAUCCAAAAUUUUGAAGCGGCCAUUAGAACAUACGAAGGAGAUGAUGCCUUAGAAGUUUGGUAUCGAUACUUUGURUGGUUCUGUGAAAACUUUCCUACUGGCGGGAAGGACCAGCACGUUUUACUGGAAAGGUGUAUAACUUUGUUCAAGGACGAAGACAAAUAUAAAAACGACGAACGAUAUUUGAAGAUCUGGCUAAGAUAUGCAGAUCUUUCUACAGAUCCAGUCAUUGUAUUUGAAUACAUGCAUAGCCAAGGAAUCUGUAUCAAGCUGACUGAUUUCUAUGAAUACUGGGCGUAUGUGUUUGAGAGACAGGGCAAUGUUAAGAAGGCAGAUGAACUAUACAACCUUGGUAAAGAUAUAAAAGCACAGCCAAUAGAGAAAUUGCAGCGACUUCAUAGGGCAUUUGAAAUGCGCCUAUCAGAAAACUUCAAGCACAGCUCUAUAGAGAGCAAUGAUGAGAGUGACAACCAGAGAACUGCACUAGUUGGACUGAAGGCUCAUGGAAAGAGGGGAACAGUUGGUUUUAAGAGAACAGGAAAUGCUGUACUAGCUUCUACAGGAGGUGUUGCAGCUUCUACAGGAGGUGGUAUAAGUCAUCCCAGACAGUCUAACAAUAAGAAUCCUGCUUUCACUGUUUUUAAUGAAACUAAGGACAUGAAAAGCAUUGCCCCUUCAACAGGAGACUGGCAAAUGCCUCCCACUAGAUUAUCACAGCGUCAUCAAAGAGCAAGCAUUCCUGUGAAUGAUGUUGGAAUCAAGCCAUCUUUUAAAGURCAUGAAGAUGAAGAAGGGAUUGUUAACCCACCAUGCACACCCCAACAUCUMAAUAUGAUAGAUCACGUUUUGAGCUCAAGAAAACCAGGCAAAGACGCAACCAAUGUGCUACUUGCAAGUAUGACAAAGAUAAAUAAAAGUGAUGACAAGUUCAAGGUCAUGUAUUGUAAAGACAAGAUCUAUGCUGGAGCUAAAGAGUUUUCCUUUGAGCAACUUAGAGCUGCUAGGAUGCWAGCUAGACUUGCUGGAGCCCCGUGGUCUUCUCUAUACCCUACGCAAAAAGAKMCAAAUGUGCAGUUCAAGGUGAUGUACMCAAAGCAUGAGGUUUAUCCAUUUGAUUCUGGAGAGCAGCCUUAUGACAAGAUUCUUUUAAAGCGAUACUAUGCCAGAAAAGAAAGGCAAAUUGUUGAGGCAGUCAAUCAAGCUUCAUUUUCAGAUUGCCCUCAAGAAGUCCAAUCUUUAAAUGCUGAUAAAACAAUAGAAAAGAUGGAUACUGGUAGUUGCCAUGAGAUUUUACAACAUUCUCAGCCUGCAUUCCAAGUAUACAACAAAAACCAUGAUGACAUAUGUGACAACCAGCCUGCCAGGAGAGAGCUUUCUUUCCAGACAACUGAGAAUUUGAUUUACAAAAAUCAUGAGSCACCUAUGACAGACGUUCAUCCUGCURUUGCGUGUCAAGGCUCAUUUAAGCCAGUUGGUAAUCAUAGCAUGCCUUUAGGUAGACCUACUCAAUUCAUCACAACUAAUAGAAGCAAUGUCUUAGACAUGCAACAAGGUCCUCACAAUGCUCMAUACGGUCAGGCCAGACAUUUAGCCAAUGAUAAUCAGAUGGGGGUAGAUCCAUAUACGGCAUCACCAACUGUUACUAUAAAUACCAAGGACGCUGUUGAUCUUGUCAUGGCAAUGUUCAGCAACCCAUUGGGUAUGGAUAAUGAAGACGAGCUAACAUGGAUGAAGCAACAGAGUGUGCCUACUGUAGAACGUGAAUUUGAGGCUGCAUUCAAGGAAGACAAGACUGAUAAACUAGACAGGUCUCAAGAAUUCAGUAUAUUUGAUGAAACAGCCAUUGACAAAAGUAUUCCAUUGACUCAGACAAGAAGAGAUGAAGAAGAUGAAGAAAACAGACCACCUCAAGAUUAUGUACAAGAAAAAACCAACCGGCCAAUAGUAGGUGUUCUUCAACCAUCACAAGGUAUUCCUGUAUGCCCUAGAGAAAAUGAUGUAAACAUUGAUGAUGAUGAUGAUGAACAUGUGCCACCAAACAAUUUCCAUGGCAACAGAACCAUUGAUAGCUGUAAUAAGACAACUGGAGAUGUCACUGAAGACAUGAAUUAUUUAGCAAAUUUUAAAAUGGCUGCAAGAAUGGCCUCCACUCCAUACUCACAGGGCUUGGAUCCUCCUUCCUUUGUGUUGAGUACAAUUAAAGCACCCAAAGAUGCUGUGCAUGAAUCUAUGGAGUACUCAGCAAACACAUUUGCAUGCACACCAAAUAAGGUUCUUAGUCCCAUAUUUGAAAGAAGUGAUGAAGACACAAGGUCUACAGCAAGCUCCACAACUAUGUCAAGCCGAGGAAGUGUCUCACAGCGAAUUUCAAAUGCUAUAAAAYUGGAAUCCAUUAUAGAAGAUAAGCAUARUGUUUCUGGAGCACAAAAGUCGUCAAAGAACAAUACAAUGAAUACAAAAGAUUGUUUGAGUACUCAAGAACUGACUAGAGAAGAAGGAACUUGUCAAAUUGAUAACAUUUCAAACUUGAAUCCUUUCAGCGAUGAAGUAACUGAGAAUUUAUUGCAUAACAUUGCUCCCCCAGURUCYACAUACAAUGGUUACUUCAGCUGCAAUGAGAAUGURCCUUUAAUAGUAGAAAAAUGUGCCAUAGACCUUGGUGAAAAUGACCUCUAUCAAGUUAGACAUCGCAUUGGUGCAGGAGCUUUUGCUAAAGUCUUUUGUGCCUACAAACUUUCACCUGACCUUGGUGCUGAUGAUGAUGACAGAAGCGAGGUUACUUUAAAGAUACAAAAUAUUCCAAUUAACUGGGAAUUUUACUUGUGUCGCCAGUUACAUGCAAGAAUUGAUGCCAUGUCAUGUCCAAGUGAAACACAUGCUAUGUUCAUGAAUCCAAGUAACAUCUAUAACUAUGCUAAUGGAUCUGUCUUGGUAGACGAGUACAGCCCACUAGGAACAUUGCUAGAUGUUUCCAAUAUGUAUAAAACUACUGCACAUUGUACAGAGGAAAUAGCAACAUCUGUAGCAAUCUCCCUUCUCCGCAUGCUAAUCACAAUGCACUCAUGUGCUAUAAUUCAUGGAGAUUUCAAACCAGACAACAUUCUUCUUUUAGAGAGGUUAGUAGAUACAUAUGGUAUGUUAGGAGUCCUGUAUUGCCUGAUUCAUGGAGAUUACAUGAAAGUCUACCAAAAAGGCACAAGAUGGACACAAAAUAGAAGUUUUAAACGACAUUGGAAUGUAGAGUUAUGGAAUAACAUGUUCGAUAUAUUACUUAAUACGCCAAAUCCAGACGAGAUAGCGACCCAUUGUAAAGACCUUCUGCAAGAAUUUCUAGACUUCCGUGAAAUACUGUGUCCGGCACAAUCCGCGAUACUCGAACUGGAGAAACAAAUGAAAUCAAAAACUAAAUAAUCACUAACUGUAUUCUUGACAUUUUUGUUAAUUUUAGCAUUUGAUACUUUUAUUAAACAAGCCUAUAUCGUACUUGCCAUUAAGGCAUAGUUAAAAGAGUAGACUAUGUUGUUUCGCCUAUUAAAGGGGAAUAUUCAGUAUUGAAAUAGUCAAGAAUUUUGGACUUAAUUAUAUUGGAGUCAUCGCACUUAACCGUGCAACUGUAGAGUACAAACACUAAAACUGUGCACCACUAAAUACUGCUAAAUUACUUGCU